AUGGCUGACUAUAUGGUUUUUCACACUCAAAUAGCCUCCAUCAUGGAGGAGCUAGCCAAUGCAGCCGUGGCAGAUAUCUGUAAACUCGUAGACGACGACUAUGCAGUGUUUCGUUUGGAAAUAACUCAAAGCCAGAAGGAAAACAGGGCAUUGCGGAGGAAACUAGAGCUACUGGAUCUGAAGGUGGCACGGGAGCGGGAAGAGAUGACAACGAGAGAGCGCGUCCUCGCCAGUCGUCCCAGUAGUGUCAAGAUCCUCGACCGAUACAGAGGAAUGACAAGAGGUGAAGGACAUCUCACUAGAGGCCACAGGAGCUUUGUGAAGCCAGCUAUAGAUGAGGGAAGUGGAACCUCCACCCAGCAUGUUAUCAUGAUAGAGUCUGCAGAUGGAGAAGCUGCAGGUCCUGGGGUCAAGCAGGAGAGGUCUGAAGGAGAGGUCCCACAACACAGAAGAGACAUCGAGAUUGGAGUGCCCCCUGUUGCCACGGAGAACCGCGCCGCCACGCCCCAACCCAGGCCCUGCCGCAGCAUCACAGAGGAGGAGGAGGGUCUAGAGGUGCUGCUGGUGAAGGAGGAGGGUCUGGGGAACCCUGAGAGGACCAUGGUCAUGGAGGACAACCAGACUACACCUCCUGAACCCACAGAGGAACCAGCUGAGCAGCACAGGACCACACAGAGUCUCAAUGAGUCAGUAGACAUGGAGGAUGGGAAGCCUGAUCUGCUGAUAGUCAAAGAGGAGACAAUAGAAGACGGACCAGUGAGUAUUGAUCUGCUGAGUGGACUAAAGAUGGGGGAUCAAGGUGGUUGGCUGGAGGCUAACAGAGGAGACUGGGCAACCAUCUUAGAUUUCCAGACCCAGACUGGUGCAGCCAAAGGCCCAGGGGACGACAUCACUGAGCAGGCCAGGACCAGAGGCGACAUAGUGGAGGUCAGUGGAUGGGACAGCGUCUUCAACUCUGGGCUGGGGAACAACGCUGUUAACCACAACCAGAAACAGACAGUUGAACACAAAACAACAAACAAACUUAAUCUCCAUGACAACAGACUGGUUGAGACAAGGGCGAGGCGUAGAUUUGGUCCGCAGGGACGGGGAGGUGUCAGUAUGCGGCGGGAGAGAACAGACUCGGCUAGCGAUGCUCCGUCCUGCUCCUAUAGUUGUGAUUCAGAGAUACCGAUGGCGCCAGGUGCUACCUUCAGCCUGCCUUCUAUAGGAUCUAUCAACUGGAACAUGGACCCUCCGACAACAGAGACACUUCCUGGCCUUCAUCCUCCUCACACUCUCCUAAUGUUAAACCAGACCUCAGACAAUGCCAGUGCCUCAACACUAAAUGGCUACAGAAGCCCAUUGACAAAUGACAGCAGUAGUAACUCUAUCAGUAGAUCCGGUGGAAAAGAGAAGCGCUUUCCGUGCUCAUUCUGUGGGAAAGCCUUCAGUUUCCCCAAACAGGUGGAAAUCCACCAGAGGAUGCACACGGGGGAGAAACCAUUCAGCUGCCACCUGUGCCAGGCUAGUUUCUCCGACUCUUCCAACCUGAAGAGGCACCAGAGGAUGCACACGGGGGAGAAACCGUUCAGCUGCCAUGUGUGCCAGGCUAGUUUCUCACACUCAUUCAACCUGAAAAGGCACCAGAGGGUCCACACAGGGGAGAAAUCCUACAUUCCCCAGUGUGAGAAGAGGUUCUCCCACCAGCACCAGCUGAAGAUGUACCUGAAGGUCCACAUGGGAGAAAGACCAUUCGCCUGUACGCACUGUGGGAAGAGGUUCUCAGAGAGAAGCUACCUCAGGAUACACCAACAGGAAAUGCACACGGCCUAUGAAUAGUUUAUAGUAACAUGUAGUAGUACUAGCUAGUUUGUAGUUAAUUCUGUUGGUUUUGGAUGUAUAGGGAACUGGAUGAGGUGAACUGAGGAAAGAAUGAGUGUGAUGAGGCAGAGUAGAUAUGGUGAUGGUUGGUGUUUUGGUGUCUGUAAAAUUGCUUAAUUGAUGGGUCCAACCCUGACUGCAUGUCCCAUUAGGUUGAUACUUGUGUUUUAUUGCGAGAUAAUGAGUGCCUUAAUUCACAUUUACUUGACAUAAAGUAGUGAAGAUGUGUGUAAUGUUGAACCUUUUCCAAAGUAUUCAAACAUGUAUUCUAUUAAAGUGAGGCUACCAGAUUUACAUUAAGGUCAAGUGUUAGUGAAACGUAUCAUGUAUCGUUUUGUGCAAUACAAGUACUGAACGUCACGUUAUGUGAGUGUAUGACCAUCUUGUUGACAUUAAAUACAAAAUUGACUCUG
Molecule: messenger RNA, 2276 nt
Organism: Oncorhynchus nerka (sockeye salmon)
Lineage: Eukaryota; Metazoa; Chordata; Actinopteri; Salmoniformes; Salmonidae
Product: zinc finger protein 212-like
Biological process (GO): regulation of transcription by RNA polymerase II
Molecular function (GO): DNA-binding transcription factor activity, RNA polymerase II-specific; RNA polymerase II cis-regulatory region sequence-specific DNA binding
Source: RefSeq, a predicted model, not a curated record